GGAUUGCCAAUUCCUGUGAAGCUGAGAUAAAACGAAGCAUCAGUUGGAUAGAAAACGCUAGGGAUAUUUGGAUUGAUCUUGAGGAUCGAUUUUCUGAAACAAAUAUGCCUCGAAUAUUUGAUUUAAAACGUCAUAUAUCAACUCUCAAACAAGAAGAUUCUAGUAUAUCUUCUUAUUACACCAAGCUUAAAAGUCUAUGGUAUGAAGUGGGCGCUCUUACACCGGUUGAACCUUGCACCUGCGGUAAUGGAAAGCAAGUGCUUGAACAGCUCAACAGAGACAAAGCAAUGGAGUUCUUACAGGGACUUCAUGACAGAUUUUCGGCCGUAAGAAGCAACAUCCUUCUUAUGUCUCCUUUUCCGACGCUUGCGAAGAUUUACUCCCUUGUUCGUCAGGAAGAACAACAACAAUUUAUCAACGUUGCUGCUACACCCCAGAUUGACAGCGCAACCUUGUCUACCAGAUUUGCACCUCGACCUUCCCCUUGGAGCAACACCAAUGGAUCGAGCAGCAAGAAGCCGCGACCAUCUUGUGAUCAUUGCCGAAAGAUUGGUCACACAAAGGACCGUUGUUAUCAACUGGUUGGUUACCCGAAGAAGCCAAGAGAUGACACAAGCACGGGCUACACAGGAAAUCCCAGCACAGGCUACACGGGAAACUCUGUCGCUCCAAGUAGCUACAUGGCUGCUGCUCCACAGUUGACCCAUGAUCAAUACAAUCAACUUUUAACAUUGCUCCAAACUGGUACUACGACAACAAUUGCAAAUCUUGCAGGACCUACAAACGAAGAAGCUGAUUGGUCAGGGUGAUUACUACAAUGGUCUAUAUUAUCUUCGUGCUGUUACUGCUUUUUCUGUUUCGCUUCCGCAAAAUUUUCAUCUUUGGCAUUGGAGAUUGGGACAUCCGUCCUCCCCUAGAUUAGAUUACUUAUCGAAGAAAUUUCCCUUUAUUAGUUCGGACAAAGGCAUCUGUGGGAUUUGUCCACAGGCAAAACAAUCUCGUUUAAAGUUUCCUUCUCGUUGUAGUUCUAGUUCUAGGAUUUUUGAAUUAAUCCACUGUGAUAUUUGGGGACCCUUUAGCGAA
Messenger RNA from Papaver somniferum (opium poppy), 1083 nucleotides. RefSeq lists its product as uncharacterized. The transcript has 2 exons. NCBI's taxonomy places the organism in Eukaryota, Viridiplantae, Streptophyta, Magnoliopsida, Ranunculales, Papaveraceae. The record is from RefSeq and is a predicted model, not a curated record. Bases 105 to 809 code for a protein of 234 amino acids.